AUGGAUCCGGACGCAUUCACCUCCACCCUAUUCAAGUGGGACCCACGAACCGUCCUUUCCACUGCGCCGGGAACCCGAACCCCGCUUAUGGAGUACACGAUGGCUCCGCCGGUGCCCACGGUGGCGCAUCCGGUGAGAGCACCGAGUGAUCAGCUGCUGGGUGGGCUAGAGGAGCUUUUCCAUGCUUACGGCGUCAGAUACUACACGGCGGCGAAGGUGGCGGAGCUUGGGUUCACGGUGAGCACACUGGUGGACAUGAAGGACGACGAGCUGGACGACAUGAUGAACAGCCUAUCCCAGAUUUUUCGUUGGGAUCUCCCCGUUGGGGAGCGAUACGGCAUCAAAGCUGCCGUUAGAGCCGAACGAAGACGCAUUGAAGGCCACGACAUGAAGCGGCGCAACCUUCUCUCCGCCGACACCACCACCGCCAACACACUUGAUGCUCUCUCUCAAGAAGGCUGGAUAUUAGUGCAUGGUAAUGGGCCAAAUGAGUACCAAUCAACCCAAAGUUUGAAAGCAAGAUCAACUUUUUGA
Molecule: messenger RNA, 534 nt
Organism: Gastrolobium bilobum
Lineage: Eukaryota; Viridiplantae; Streptophyta; Magnoliopsida; Fabales; Fabaceae
Product: protein UNIFOLIATA-like
Exons: 3
Coding region: 1-534 (177 amino acids)
Biological process (GO): regulation of DNA-templated transcription
Molecular function (GO): DNA binding
Source: RefSeq, a predicted model, not a curated record